Molecule: messenger RNA, 5308 nt
Organism: Rhinichthys klamathensis goyatoka
Lineage: Eukaryota; Metazoa; Chordata; Actinopteri; Cypriniformes; Leuciscidae
Gene: lama3
Product: laminin, alpha 3
Exons: 38
Coding region: 126-5237 (1703 amino acids)
Biological process (GO): cell adhesion; regulation of cell adhesion; regulation of cell migration
Molecular function (GO): signaling receptor binding
Source: RefSeq, a predicted model, not a curated record
CCUGGAGAGACAAACAGGAAGAAAGGGGUAUUUUCCAAGAGUAAAGAGCGCAUGUUGUCCAAGAGAGUAUAGAGUUGUAGUCUUGCAGUACAUGCAUAUAUGCAUAUAUACAUGUACAUUUAUAAAUGGCUAAGUUCUUAUUCUUGGGAGUCCAAAUGAUGUGGACUGGAGUACUGGUGCUCUUUUCUCUGGAUCUCUGGGUAUCUGCUGAUGAGCUGGGACGUCCUACAAUAUUCUGGUGGGACAAUGAUAUCCAGGUCAAAAACGACAACAAUCAAGAAUCAUGGAGGCAUAUUUUCAGAAAGUAUUGUGAUUCCACACACAUUAAGGACUGUGAUCGUGGUUAUUACAGGGAGAGAAGUGGACCGCAUAAGGGACGAUGUGUACCUUGCAACUGCAAUGGCCUGUCCUAUGACUGCGAACCACACACUGGAAAAUGUCUGAACUGCCAGUUCAAUACAGCAGGCGACCACUGCGAGCGUUGUAUGGAGGGUUACUAUGGCAGCGCCUCUCUGAGAACCUGUCGUAUGUGUCCAUGUCCCUUAACAGACCCAUCGAACAGUUUUGCGAUCGGAUGUCUCUGGGUUGGAGAUGAGUUUGAAUGUUUGUGCAAACCUGGUUACUCUGGGGUUCGAUGUGAAAGGUGUGCGCUUGGAUAUUACGGCAGCCCUUUAGUAGAAAGAGGUAACUGUCAGCCAUGUGACUGUGACUACGGUUAUGUAUGUGACCCGCAAACAGGCGAUUGUUAUGAGGCUGAUGACCCACACACUGGCGACUGCUACGAGUGCGAUAUCUGUGUCAUUAAGUUAAUGGAUGAUCUUGAAGCGAAUGAUGAUGAGUUCUCCACACUGAAGAACCAACUUGAGUCAUUUAGUCGGAAUGUUAAUUCAUACACGGGGCUGGACAAACUUGAAGAUGCCAUUGCUGGUACAAAGGUUUUGGUCCACAAGUAUACUAAAUCUGUCUUCGCAUUGCAACCAAAGUUUUUGGAGCUUGAAUCUGAUCUCGAAAGUGUCAAAGAUGACCUAACUGUACUCAAUGACAAGGCAAUUGAGCUGUCCUGUACUGCAGUUCAGUUGCUAAAGACUUUGGACAAAACCUAUCAAAGCUGGGACAACUUACGAUCUGAGAGUGUGAACCUCUUACUAAAGAUACAAGAGUUCUUGGACGAGUUGAAGCGAUCAAACCACACGGGUGGGAACACAGAGGAGGCCAUCAGGAUGUUAAAAGAAGCCCGAUGGAUGUUGGAGAAGAUGCGAAGGCAGAGCUGCAGGGUUCAGAGAGAGCUGGCUAACCAGGAGCUCAGAAAAGCACUAACACUACUCAACCUCAUCUUGAAUGACCUGAUGAUUCCUCUAAAUGGCUCCUUGGCUGUAGCUGAUGGUAUUGGACAGAAUCUCAUGGAUUGGAUGGAAGAUCUUCGAGAUAUACAAGAGGCUCUUAUAGACGCACAGCUUGAUGUGAUCAAGUCCAAUGGUGUGAAUAAACUCAACGAGGAACAGCUGAAAAAUGUUUCGAAGCAGUUGAAAGUAUUGAGUAAAAAUCAAGGAAAUAUCCUAGCCAAUGUGAACAUGACCAGAAGGACACUAAAAGAGACAAAGGAUCUUCAGGAAAUGAUGGAUGACCUAACAGAGGAAUUGUCUCAUCUUGCAGCUUUGAUUGACGGAGCAAAAACCGAUCUAGAUGCAAAACUCGAGCUACUCUCCAGCGCCACUGCUAAGCAGGGAAUUGUGAGACGGGCUGAGGAGCACGCGCAGGAACUUAUGAAGCUGGCUAUGGACUUUCAAAUGGUCAUAGUGAGCAUCACCAACUCAACCGCUGUUCAGAAAGCAAUCGAAGCCAUCAGAGCAUUCACAGACAUCACUGAUGCCAUAAAGGAGGCGGAAGCUGCCGCCAAACGUGCCAAAGAAGCGGCAGACCAGGCUUUCGAAAAUGUGCGAGGACAAGAUCUACAAAAUAAAGCCAAGGAUCUGAAAAAUUAUGCAAAUACUCUUCUAGUGAAAUCCAAGGAAGCGGAGAUACAGCUAGAAGAUGUCACACAGAUAUGUGAAGCUUACAAGAACCUGAUCCAACAGGCCGAAAACAAACAGAACGAGCUGAAGCAAGUCAUGCGAGAUGUGUUGGAGAAGAUGAACAACAUCAAAAGAGACGAUAUUGGCGAUCUCAUCAUCCAAGCCAAGGAAGGUGCUUCGGAUGUGAACGCCACAGCAAGUGAUGCAAUAAUCAGAAUGCAGAACAUCAGCGAAGAACUGAAGAAAAUGAAUAUUUCCCCUCAAGAUUCAAACCUGGACGACUUACUCGAUGGUGUCAACAAAACAUUAACACAACUGGAUCAGUCUUUCCCUUCACUAAUUGACAAACUGCACAAAGUGGAGAACCAAAGUGAGCAGAUGCCUGGUUCAGCCAACAUUUCCAGCAGUAUCCAGAGAAUCAAAGACUUGAUCGAACAGACCAGAGACGCGGCCAACAGAAUCAGGGGGCCGAUCUUGUUCUCCGGUGAUGCUCACAUUGAACUUCGACCUCCUAAAGACCUGGAAGACUUCCGAGCCUUCACGGUUCUUACUCUUACGCUGCACCAACCAAAAUCUCGAGGCGACGGAAGGCGUAGACGCCAGCUGGGUGAUGAAGAUGACCAGUUUGUUCUUUACCUUGGAAAUAAACAUACAGUCAAGGAUUUCAUUGGCCUGGUUGUGAGGAAUGGUGUCCUAUUUUGUGUCUACAAACUGGGCGGCUAUAUUCAUGAGAUAGAGACCAGCGAAAUCACCAAGUCCAGCAAUGACAAAGCCUUUAUGGAUAGGGUCGAUUUCCGCAGAGUUUAUCAAGACGCACAGGUCAUAUACACACAGACUUUCACAUCAACUGAACCCAAAGAACUGCAGGCCAUGAUUAAUCGGCCUGGAUCCAGGAAUGGAUUGCUCGAUAUGGAUCCCAAUGAGGUCGUUUUAUACGUGGGCGGAUACCCAAGCAAUUUUACGCCGCCUGCAGAGCUUAGGUACCAAGGAUUCAAGGGCUGUAUUGAGUUUUCUACUCUAAAUGAUCAUAUCCUCGGCUUGUACAACUUUCAACGUGCCGUCAACAUCACAAAAAACGACUUGUGUCGAAGGGGAAAAGUCAGCACAUUGGGGUAUUAUUUUGAUGGCACAGGCUACGGAAAGGUUGAUAUAUCAAGUUCGAACUCUUUUAUUAAGUUCUUUGUUCUGAGUCAUCAAAUGGAUGCUGUGCUUUUUUACAUGGGAGACGAGAACACGUACUUCUUUGUUACAUUGGAAGGAGGCUAUAUUGUUUUGCGAGGAGAAAACAAUGACACAAUCAUUUUUGAAAAGUCCAAAGUAAAAGUAUUUCCCAAAACAAACUUCAUCCAGAUCAGACUGACUAUGAAUGAUAAAAGACCAACAACAAUACUUGUCACAGAUUACAUCAACAUUUUUUUGGGAUACGUCAAAGGGCUCUUCAAAGAGGCCUACAUUGGGGGUGUUCCAAUUGCAGUCCGGGAAAAAUAUAAUAUUGUUCUUCCAUCACUUAGAGGGUGUGUCAAAAACGUCCAGGUAGAUGUCACUUCUAGUUUUACAGAGGAAGUUGGAAUUGUCCAAGGUUGUCCAAAUCCUUUACUGGGUUCCCGAGAGGCUACUUUUGAAUUUGGAAGUUCUUUGUCGGUGUUACCCACUAAUAAAGAGACAGACUCUGAGACAAUGGUUUCACUUGGAUUUAAGACAUCCCAGGAAAAUAUUCCAGCCUUAGUACAGACUGGUGGAAUGAAUAACGACUUUUUGCUGUCUUUGAAAGACGGCUUUGUCGAAAUGAGUGAUCGUAAGGAAAAAUUAACAUCCAGAAACAAAUGCGAAAUUGGAAAAUGGCACUACAUAACGGCCUACAGAAGCAGCGGGGGGAUGCAGCUAAACGUUGACAACACAGACAUUGGAGAUCCACCAUUGUCAUCCACAAUCGAUGAACUCGAUGAAAAUUUUAUUUUGGGGGAGGGUUUAUUUGAAGGCUGUUUGAGGAACUUGUAUUUACGGAGUCCACAGAGCGGCUACAUUCCAGCCGACUUGAGCAGAUUCAAUCAGACUGGAAGUGUAUCUUUGGGAUUCUGUAAAGCAGAGCGCCCCCCUCUGGACACCAUUAAGAAGCGUAGUAGUGGGUUUAAACUCGCAGUUUUGGGAAGCUUUAAACAAGGCUGCAGAAACACAAAAUCUGUCAAACACACCUACCAUCUUGGAUCCAACAGCCAAAUGCAGUUUAAAAUAGAUCCGCAGGAGCUCAAUAACUGGCCCCAUUUCUCCCUAGACAUCCGCACCACAUCAUCUGAAGGACUUUUACUCCACAUCUCAGGGACACAUGGUGUUCCUCUUGUGAUCCUGUAUUUGGAUGAUGGAAAAGUCAAACUCUCUGUUGGGGCAGAUAAAGUGAUUUCCUCUCAGGAGAUCAGUGAUGGUGACUGGCACAAUAUCAAGUUCAGAAUGAAGAAACACAAAUUUGGUUUAGCUGUGGAUGGUGUUCAAACACCCGAUGGACAGCAGUUGAAAGGAUUCACACAUGAUCUGCAGUCUCCUGUCUAUGUGGGACACGGACAUCUUCAGACGCUUCACAAAACAUAUGGAGAAGUCCCUCAUAAGAGUAUAGUCGGAUGCAUCCGUGACCUCAGGGUUUCCAAGGUUCUCUUUGUGGAUCCAGCUGUCAAUCAUGGGGUCAUGCCCUGUUUUAAAGGAGUGACGGAGAAGGGGGCGUAUUUUGCUGGAAAUGGCGCACAUUUAGUUUUAGAAAAGUACCUUAUCUCUGGUUCUACGUUUGACUUGGCUUUUGAAAUUCGACCCAGGAACCUCACCGGCCUUGUUUUCCACAAAAGCGAUAACCAUGGACGGACACUCACUCUUUUUCUCAAGAGAGGAAAGGUGGUGGUGAAAGCAAACGACGGAGAGCACCGCUAUGGCACCGCAUUGACCCCAACACGACCCCUCUGUGGUGCGUUUCACCAUGUGGCAGUGUCCUUCCGGCGGAAAACUAUCGAGCUGAAAGUAGAUGAAGCAACAUCACGAGUCAGACAGCGUUCUGUAUCACGUACUACAGAGCAAGAAACGAUCUACAUCGGUGGCGUUUCAGAGAACGUGAGAGAAGGAGUGGAGAUGCGGACAUCUUAUGUGGGGUGUUUGCGGAACGUACGGCUUAAUAAAAAUCCUGUCUCAUUUGAGGAUGUGAGUGUAUUCGGCCCCAUAAACACUGGCGAGUGCCCGGCGGAAUAAUGGAAGGAUGAAACACAAAACAAGCACUGAAUAAAAAAAAUAAAUGUAUUGUUUCAGGAAUUGGAUUGGAA